AUUUAAUCAAAAGUGAAAACAAAUCAAAACCAAGUAAAAGUAAAAUAUACAAGCUAAAAAAUAAAAUUAAAAUACAUACAAAAUAAAUAAGAAGAAAAAUAAACAAAAAAAAAAAACUGCAUAAAAUAAACCCUAAGACCAUAUAAUUUGUAAAACAUUUUUCGAAAAAAACGAAUAAAGUUAUAGCUAAAUAAAACAUAACUGCUGAUAAUAAUGAUGAUGAUGAAAAUGAGUUUGUUUUCGUUUUUCCUCUAGUUCCAUUUUGCCAAACUAAAUUCUAAAUGAAAAUAACUACAGGAAAAAAAAAGGACCAACGUCAUACAAUAUAAAUAAAGGAUUAAACAGUUGUUACAAAUUCUGUUGUUAUUUUUUUUUUCUUCAUUAUUUAUCAUCCUUCUUGUUUGUUGACUGACUGGUUACAUUAUGCCGUUGAAAACCAUGUUGCUGAAAAAUACGAUGACAACAGUGAUGCUGCAUUCAAAAAUUUAAAGGUCACACAGCAGCAAAUUGUUUUCAGUUUUGUUUGUGAAUACAAAAGUUUAUGCUGUGACUUUGAAAGUAUAUGAAUGUGUUUCGCAAAACAAAAAAGAUUUAGAUGGAGUUGUUAAUAAAAAGACGAAUAGCAAGAAAACAACAAAAACAGCAAAACUGGAGCAUACAAAAGCAACAACAUUGAAAAUUAUCUCAAGAAUUUGUGUUUGUAGUAUAAAUACGCAAUUUAAAUUGAACUACAGCAACUACCACUUCAAAUACUAAACUACAUCCGUAUCCUUGCUUGCUUGCUUGCACACACAUACACAGACUAACAUUCGUUUAUUUUGCCACGAAAUGAGUUCAUGAAUGUGUGUGUCGUUGUGAGCGCAGGAUAAAUAAAAGAAAAUAACAAUUUUAUUUAAGGAUUCACAUAAAAUCUCAUUUCAAACAACACGCUUGCAAAUCAUUUAACAGAAAAAUUGCAAGAAACAAGCAACAAGAAAAAACGAAGAGUUUUUAUUCCUUUACAGCAAAUGUUAGGAGUAGCAAACCAGUACGUUGUGAAACAUCCUUUGCCAGCAACAGUACACGUUAAGCAAACAAAGGAAAAAAUUAAAAAAAUGAAUUAAGUGAGAAAAAUUGCAGGAAAAUAAGAACGGAAAAUAAAAGAAACGAUCAAUGUGAAACGCUAACAUUGAGCAUAACAAUGCUCUAGCAAUUCGGUCGUAAAAUUUCACUUUAACAUUGACCACAAACAGAACAACAAACGUACUAAAAGUAGUCAUCAAACCAAAAAACAAAAAACGAGACAACAGGAAACGGAAAUCAUGUCAACAUAAAUAGCAGCCAUAACAAGAAUUUACCCAAAAAAACAACAAAUAAAAAAACACAAUACAAAACUUUUAAAGAACUACACAAAAAAAUAUUACCGACACUAAGUCAACCACCCAGGUGUAAUAAAGUGAAAAACAACAAUAAUACAACUUCCCUUUAUUGUGGAGUGCGUUACAUUGGACAUCGAUUGAUUGUGGAUAAAAUGAAGCAUUUGAAAUUUAAAGUCGGGUUUAUUUACUACAAUAUUAUCAACAGAUUUAAAGGAUGAAGAGUGGCACGUUAUAUUGGAAUAUCUCAUUUGUUAUACAAAAUUUGUUAACCUUUGCCCUGGUCAUCGGUUUACAAAAUCAUUUUCUAUCUACAAUAACAAAAACUGUAACAGUUGUGGCAGUGGCCUUACCACAGACACAGGCAGUAGUUGGAUCUACAGCCGCAUUAGUUGAAAGUUUACAAUUCAAUGCUUUCGAUACAACACAUAGUACAUUUGCCUCAUCGCCGUCGUCAUCGUCGUCCUGGUCAUCAUCAUAUUUACCAUCAUCAUCAUCGUCUUUUGAAGGAGCUGGUGGUGCUAUACAACAGAAAUUUUCAUCACCUUCUCUAACAUCGUCUGUAGCAUAUCCCACAUCAACAACAACAAUGUCUGGUUAUCACAAUACUAAGACGUCCAGAAUUAUGAGCAACAUCAACAGUAUUAGCCCAACACAAACGUUAAACUUGAUACACACAACAUUUAGGACCAGGGGCAACAGUAGGAAUAGUGGCAACACUAGUGGUGACAGCAGUGGCGUUAGUUUAAGUACCAUGUUGUUGGGCAAACAACAAAAUAGUUUAAGUUCUUAUGCACCCACUACUAGUAUCAGUAAUGCUAGUGGAUUGUCAUUUAAAAAUGUUAAGAAAAGCAAAAGCACCAUCACAGUCAGCGAUGCGAGCAGAAGUCAAGGUACCAGCAGUUUUCAUAAUAAUGACCAACAGCAGCAACAGCAAGACCAGCAACAACAUUUUCCACUUGACUUUACAUUUUCAAAAAAUCAUUGGACAAAUUCAGAUGCUGCUCUUAAUGGGGGAGUGGACGCAGGUAUUGUUGGUACAAAUAGUGGUGCUAGUGGUGUUGUUGGCAAUUUCAGACUGUCCUCUCUAUCAUCUGUAACAUCUUCAUCCUCAUCAUCAAUAACAGCGUUUUCGUCAUCGUCGUCGUCGUCAUCAUCAUCAUCAGCGACGGAGACAGAAAGACCGCGUAUAUUUCGUAACAAACAUCAUCAUGAACGUCAUUGGGGGCCAUUUUUUGAAGAGCCACUCAACUCAACAACCUCAGGCGAUAAUAGUAUAACAACAGCCCAUCUCUAUACGGAAGCAGUACUUAACUGUCGAGUUGGAAUGCUGAAAGACAAAACGGUCAUGUGGGUGAGACGGACAUCGGAAAAAGUAUCACUAUUGACUGUAGGUAAUGUCACCUAUAGUAGCGACCCUAGAAUACGCGUAAAAUUUCAGUAUCCCAACAAUUGGCGUCUGCUGAUAAAUCCCACCCAAUGGGAUGAUGCUGGCAUUUAUAUGUGCCAAGUAUCAACACAUCCUCCACGGGUUUUUACAACAAAUUUAACCGUUAUAGAACCUCCUUUGCGUUUAAUUGAUGACCAAGAACGAGAUGUUGGUGAUCGUUAUUAUAAAACUGGCAGCACCAUUGACUUGCAGUGUCAAGUUUCCCGUAGCUUUUUAUACAAAGAAAAACAAAAUAUUUUAAAAUCCCUUAAGCCUUUAAAUGUACACAAUGACAGUAACACCACCAGCAGUAGCACUACUACCACCAGCAGUAGUAGUUUUCAUGGCACUAGCAGUAGUAGUGGUAUUGGUAGCAAUACAUUAAAUCCAGGCUACAGUAACAACAACAGCAAUAACAAAAAUCAAACUAAAAUGACUGCCAACAAAAAUAAUAAACAUGUUAGUCCUGCUACCAAUAUGAAUGGUAUCACAUCGCCCUCAUCUUCUGCAACUACAACCACCACUGGCUUUGGUGUUUUUAACAAUGAUUUAUUACAAAAUAUAAACCAAUCUACAACAUCCGCUGACAAGCAGGGAAUUGCUCUUGAACAACAAUUCAGUAAUUUAGUGUUUUGGUCAAAAGAUGAUGAAGAACUUCCGCCGACGGCCUUAAAACGUAUAAGUUCGAACGAUAAAUGGCUUACGAGUCGAGUUACAAUCACCGAUGCAAAAUUAACUGACACUGGUAAUUAUUCAUGUUCGAUUGGGCGACUGUUUACGGCUAUUGUACAGGUUCAAGUGUUGACAGGUGAAUUACCGGCAGCCGUGCAACAUAAUUCUGCAGCAGCUGUAGUUGUGUGCAACAUAAGCAUAAGAGAAUUGAUACAAUUAUAUUGGAUUUACGUUACAGCUGCCUACUUUGUUAUGAACUAAAUAAUGCCGUAAUAUGUAUGGCAGGCAGGCAGGCUGGCAGCCUUCGUUUGGUGGCAGAAACAGUUGACAAUUGCAGUUAUUAAGUUAAUUAAAGCAACUGCUGUAAAAGUCAACAACAUGCAACAAAGAAAUAACAAAAACAUAUACAGAGCCAAAAAUAAAGAAAAACUUAAAAAUAAUUAUUAAAAAUUUAAUAUAAAAGAAGUAAAAUAAUAAAAUAUGUAAUAAGCUAAAGGAAAAGUAAAAAAUCCACUUUUCUUUUAAUUAACAACAGUCAACAGCCAAUUAACACCCACUAGCAACUCAACAAAAAAAAAUAAUAACAGCAGAACUUGCAAUGAAUCUGGGCUUUACAGAAAUAGAAAGUGUAUAAUUUUUGUUUUAAUUAAAUACUUAAAGACUUCCUUUUUUCACUAGCAAAAGAAAUUGUUAAAUUUACGCAGCGCAAGACGCAAAAUAAAUUUUUCUACUUACUAGCAAUUUGUUUAUAUUUUUGUCGUUUCUUUGCUCUAAAGUGUCCUUUUGUUUUGAGUGUUGUUGUUUGAAUAAUUUUCAUAAUUACAAAAAAUAACUAAGUAAAAAAGAAAUCACAACAGAACUGGAGUAAAACUAAGAAAAGCAGUUGUCAAAAGUCAUAAUAAUAUUAUUUUCCCCCCAUCAAAAAAAAAAAAAAAAAAAAGAAACAAAAUUGUUAUUUUUCCAACA
Messenger RNA from Lucilia sericata (common green bottle fly), 4422 nucleotides. RefSeq lists its product as uncharacterized. Lineage: Eukaryota; Metazoa; Arthropoda; Insecta; Diptera; Calliphoridae. The transcript has 9 exons. Gene Ontology annotation, cellular component: neuron projection membrane. The coding region runs from base 1573 to 3717 and encodes 714 amino acids. Gene Ontology annotation, biological process: synapse organization. The record is from RefSeq and is a predicted model, not a curated record.